Molecule: messenger RNA, 2020 nt
Organism: Cynocephalus volans (Philippine flying lemur)
Lineage: Eukaryota; Metazoa; Chordata; Mammalia; Dermoptera; Cynocephalidae
Gene: AURKA
Product: aurora kinase A
Exons: 9
Coding region: 1-1275 (424 amino acids)
Biological process (GO): mitotic centrosome separation; meiotic spindle organization; protein phosphorylation
Cellular component (GO): spindle microtubule; spindle midzone; kinetochore
Molecular function (GO): ATP binding; protein kinase activity
Source: RefSeq, a predicted model, not a curated record
AUGACAUUAGAAGUGGUCAUGGUCCACAUUCUGAGACUUCAUAGACCUGUCUGCUCAGGCAUCAUGGAGAGAUCUAAAGAAAACUGCAUUUCAGGGCCUGUUAAGGCUAUAAUUCCACUUGGUGAUGGACCAAAACGUGUUCCAGUGACUCAGCAAUUUCCUUCUCAGAACCUAUUAUCUGCAAGUAGUGGCCAGGCUCAGCGGGUCUUGUGUCCUUCAAACUCCUCCCAGCGUGUUCCUUCGCAAGCACAAAAGCUUGUCUCCGGUCAUAAACAGAAUCAGAACCAGAAGCAGUUGCAGGCAACCGGCGUACCUCAUUCUAUCUCCAGGCCACUGAAUAACACCAAAAAAAGUGAGCAGCCCCAGCCAUCAGCACCUGGAGAUAAUCCUGAAAAGGAACUAGCAUCAAAACAGAAAAAUGAAGAAUCAAAAAAAAGGCAGUGGGCCUUGGAAGAUUUUGAAAUUGGUCGACCUCUGGGUAAAGGAAAGUUUGGUAAUGUUUAUUUGGCAAGAGAAAAACAAAGCAAGUUUAUACUGGCUCUUAAAGUGUUAUUUAAAGCUCAGCUGGAGAAAGCAGGGGUGGAGCAUCAGCUCAGAAGAGAAGUAGAAAUACAGUCCCACCUUCGGCAUCCUAAUAUUCUCAGACUGUAUGGCUAUUUCCAUGAUGCCACCAGAGUUUACUUAAUUCUAGAAUAUGCACCGCUUGGAACAGUCUACAGAGAACUUCAGAAACUUUCCAAGUUUGAUGAGCAGAGAACUGCUACUUAUAUCACAGAAUUGGCAAAUGCCCUGUCUUACUGUCAUUCGAAGAGAGUUAUUCAUAGAGACAUUAAGCCAGAGAACCUCCUUCUCGGAUCAGCUGGAGAGCUUAAGAUUGCAGAUUUUGGGUGGUCGGUACAUGCUCCAUCCUCCAGGAGAACCACUCUCUGUGGCACCCUGGACUACCUGCCCCCCGAGAUGAUUGAAGGCCACAUGCAUGAUGAAAAGGUGGAUCUGUGGAGCCUUGGUGUUCUGUGCUAUGAAUUUUUAGUUGGGAAGCCUCCUUUUGAGGCAAACACAUACCAAGAGACCUACAAAAGAAUAUCACGGGUUGAAUUUACCUUCCCUGACUUUGUAACAGAGGGAGCCAGGGACCUCGUUUCAAGACUGUUGAAGCAUAAUUCGAGCCAGAGGCUAACUCUAAGAGAAGUACUUGAACACCCCUGGAUCACAGCAAAUUCAUCAAAAGCAUCAAAUUGCCAAAAAAGCAAAGAAUCCACUAGCAUAGAAUCUUAGGAAUCAUGCAGAGGGAGAAAUCUUGAGCCAGGGCUGCUGUAUAAUCUGUCAGGAACACGCUACUGAAAUCUGUUUCACUGUUGACUGUCUGCCUUCAAUCUAGAGGAAAUGUUGUUUUACUCAGCAGGCAGUGCCUUGGCCUCCCUAUUCAGAAAGCUCCACUUCAACAGACAUGACACUCUGAGCUCAAAACAGCCAUGAGAAUUGUGCUGCUUUCACUGGCUCAUAAACUGGAGGCAAGGGUGACUGUAGCCACCCCCAUAGCACGUGCCUGGUAAGGUGUCCUUGCAGAAGACAAAUUUGGAGUCUGGUUAUGGAGAAAGUGACCACUUUGCCCUGAGUUGAUCAGUUAAAGAGCUGUGCAAUAACCUUCCAAGUACCUGAGUGUGUGUGUAACUUAUUGGGUGGCCAAGUCUGGUAAAGCUGUUGGAAUGAAUAUGUGAUUAUUUUAAAUGUUAAAAUAAAGGCUUUUGUAUAGACUCAUAAUUUUUCUCUUCUGUGGCAUCCCCUUAGGAAUGCUCUGUGAUGUCCAGCACCCCUGUUAAUCAGCCUGUGGGUUUCUAGUCCUCCUUAUCUCCUAAUGAGACUUUAUAAAGUAGGAACAUGUGCUCUAUCCCCAUCUUGGGACUUGCUUGGGACCCAGAAGAGCCCAUGUGUCUCAUAGCAGUGUCUAAAUGUUAAAGGCUUAUCUUUAUUAUAUUGGAGUUAUGGCAUGUGUGUACUUUAAAUUUGCAAAUAAAUACAU